Messenger RNA from Tetrahymena thermophila SB210, 2229 nucleotides. RefSeq names its product tesmin TSO1-like CXC domain protein. The transcript has 3 exons. Gene Ontology annotation, cellular component: nucleus. The record is from RefSeq and is a predicted model, not a curated record. Gene Ontology annotation, biological process: regulation of DNA-templated transcription. Lineage: Eukaryota; Ciliophora; Oligohymenophorea; Hymenostomatida; Tetrahymenidae.
AUGAGCAACUUGAAUAACUAGUACAGUGGAACCAAUAACGCAAACUCCUAUAACUACAAUGUCUAAAAUAAAUUAGAGUCUUAUAAUAAUAUAGAUAGCUUGAUUGACUAAACUCCAAAGAAGAUAUAUAACUAAUUCUCCUUAGGAAUCAACUCAAGCCACCUCGUCAACAACGAUAAAGAAAACAGCUUUAUUAAAGCCAACCACGAUAACUAUAACGAUAUGAACUACAUGGACCAUUACUAAAACAACUACCAGAUUCCUAGUAAUUAUGGAUAUAACAAUAACCACCAUAAUAGCAUUAAUCCUCAAAAUUCGCAUCUUGGUUAGCAUUAAAUGGAUCACUAUAAUAAUUAUCAAUAUACUAGCUAUGGAUUCUACUAUCCUCAGCAACCAUACUAUGGAUAUGACUAUGUUAACGGUCACAAUUAUCCUCACUAUCUAGAUCCCUAAGGAUAUAACUAAUCUUAUAAUAACUACUACUAUAAUAAGACCCCAAACACAGGACCAAAGAUCCAAUAGAAUAUCAUCUUAUAGAAGUCAGAAAACAAAUUGACAGGAUAAGCUAAUUAAUAGGCUGUUGAUGAGUUUGGCAACAAAAAAGAUGAUUUUUAAGUUAGAAAUCUAUUUUAAUAAGUUGUUAUAUCUGAAUUUUAACCUAACGAAAACGAAUCUUAACAAAUUACUUCAAACUAAGGUAAGUAGAAUUUAAAUUCUACUAACAGCUGCAGUAGCGUGAUUUAAUUAUAAAAAGGAAAGAGCAGUAAGAGUAAAUCAAGCAUGGAAUAGGAGUCUGAAUAGCAAUAGCCUGAAGAAUCAGCUAAAAAAAGUAAAAUCACUCCUUCCAAGCGUAUUUCUAAAAAGAAACCAAAAAGCACCAAAUAAACACCAACAAAUUAAUGCUCCAGCAUUUAAGAUAGUGAAGAAACUUUUAGCUAUAAAAAUUCUUUACUAUAAUCUUAAUUUGCAAAUGCCAAUAUAGCUUUCAAUAAAGCCCUUAAUUCAGAAUAAUCUUCUGAUAAUAUGAUUUUAGAAGAGGAAGAAAACAUUACAAAAUAAGAAAAAGAUAGCCAAAAAUUAGUCCGUCGUGAUUCUUAAAACACAGUUAAUAGAAAGGCUCCUCGUAUUAGUAAUGCUUCUUCAAUGAUAUCAAGCACAACAACAAAAAUAGUAGACGAAAACAAUAACCUAAAUUAACUCAACAUUCAUUAAUAAAUCAGCUAAGAUCAAAUUAAUUACAAUUAUGGAACUUUUACUAAGAGCAAUAAAUUGCAAGCUGAAAAAUAAAAAAAUGAAGAAGAUCAUUAUGAUGAUAAUUAACUAGAAAUUGAUGAUUCUGAUGACGAGGACAGAAAUAACAUGAAUAAUAAUCACUAAUUGUCUCAAUAAAAAAAUAGAACAUAACUAUCAAUCAGCAAAUCACAACAAUAAUAACAAGAAGUAGACUAUGAUCAAACUUCUAGUAAAAGUGACUCCGAAAAAUCCCCAACUGAAGCUAAACCUUGUAAUUGUAGAAACAGCAAAUGCCUUAAGAGGUACUGUGACUGCUUUGCAGCUGGUCUUUACUGUCAAGCUGAGUGCAAGUGUGAAGAAUGCCAUAAUAAACCUGAAUAUGAAGAUGAACGUCAAAAGGCUAUUCAAAAAAAGAAGAAACGUAUUAAAGAUGCUUUUUUACCAGUAAUCUAAAAUAAUUCACAUAUCAAAGGUUGUCACUGCAAAAAUUCUCACUGCCAAAAAAAAUAUUGUGUCUGCCAUUAAAACGGUGUCCUUUGUAGUAGUCUUUGCUAAUGUGUUGAAUGUGAGAAUAAGAUUGAAAGUAUGAAAAAAGAAUAAAGCAGCAUUUAAAAUUAUUAAGUAUAACCUCCUGCAUCAUAUCUGCAAUCACCAUAUAAUAACAAUACACUUCAAAUUUCUCCUAUUGCAAUGCAGUAAUAAAUGGUAAAAGAUAGCAGCCAAGUAAUUAAUAAUAAUUAAUUUGCUUAGUAGCACUUACAAUCACCAUACAAUAAUAAUUCACUACAAAAAGAUAAUAUAGAUGUUGAAUUCCCUUCAACAAUCAAAAAAGACUCAAUAGGUAGUGUAAGUAAACCAUAUGAGGAGGAUUUUAGCACCCAUAAAAAACCAACUAAACGCAAAGCGUUAAAGUUUAAUGAAAAGUAAAAAGCUCUAUCCUCAAUCUUUAACGAGAUUUCUCCGGCUGAUAACAAAUACUUAGUUAAUAAAUCUUGA